AGGUCAACAGAGAGUAUCAGUGAUUAGACAACCCAUCAUCACACUCUUAACUUCUUCAGCCGUCUUCAAGACAACAUUUAUCCUUCGAAUCUAUCUUGAUACACAUCAAAGAGGUCCAAUAUGUCUUUGUGCUGCGGUUCAGUGUGUCUACUGGUCUUGCUGGGAGUUGUCUUGGCAAUUGGGAGUCCUCUCCAUUCUAACUCUGAGGAACUAAAAGAUCACCAUGAGUCCAUCGCAAACAUUCUGAAUCUGAAGAGGCCAGAGAUCAGUACUCAUCCUCUCUUCAAUUCUGUCAUUCGUAGCAUCAACACCUCCUGCCAGAGAAAAGAAGAACUUCAGCUCAUGAACGCCACUCUGGACGUCUACAUGAGGAUCUUCUCCAGUGUGUUGAAGCACAGCAACAACCCCCAGACCCCGACUCUGCUGGACCAAUUUCCUCAGGUGGAGUCGGAUCUGAGGAAUCUUCAGGAGAAGACGGAGAAGAUGAAGAGACGCCUGGACGACCUGAGCCAGCUGAACCACAACAGAGAGGACGUGCUCCGCAAACUGAACAGAAUAAAGGUUGACGACCACGAGGUUCAGAAGCGGGCUCUGGCUCAGUUCAGAGAGAUCUACCAGGCGGCUUCUGUGAUUGACCACAGAUCAUGUGGCCCCGCCCACUCCUCUGCUUAAUGAUCGACCAUCAAGACGAUAACCAAUCAUUUCUCUGGACUACAAGUAUUCUCAAGUUAUCAUAAUCUUCAUGUUUUUAUUGUUUUAUAACUGAGUUAAUCUAAGUGAGGUUUCCAUGACAACACCGCUCCACUGUUACAGUUUGACACGUUAUUUAAGGUUUUAAAUAUUUCACAAUCCAGUCACUUCACUGAGUCAUAUUUAUGUUUGAGCUAAUUUAAUAUAAUUUAUGAUUAAUUUAAACUUAAGUUAUUUCUGUGUUUGUUUGAAUAA
Labrus mixtus (cuckoo wrasse) is the source of this 945-nucleotide messenger RNA. RefSeq names its product interferon gamma 1-like. Lineage: Eukaryota; Metazoa; Chordata; Actinopteri; Labriformes; Labridae. The transcript has 4 exons. The record is from RefSeq and is a predicted model, not a curated record. The coding region runs from base 121 to 672 and encodes 183 amino acids. Gene Ontology annotation, cellular component: extracellular region. Gene Ontology annotation, molecular function: type II interferon receptor binding. Gene Ontology annotation, biological process: immune response.